Messenger RNA from Klebsormidium nitens, 4389 nucleotides. The record is from the annotation of a GenBank genome assembly. NCBI's taxonomy places the organism in Eukaryota, Viridiplantae, Streptophyta, Klebsormidiophyceae, Klebsormidiales, Klebsormidiaceae.
GCGACGCCAUCAACACCGGUGGCGCCAAGGAUGGCCGGCCGGUUCCGAAGAAGCCCCGCAAAAGGGUAAAACCAAACCCUGUCUUAGUGGAUGAGGCAGCUCGGGCGGCCAGUCGAGCGGCCGUUGAAGCUCACCGCCGAACUCUAGGGGCAUUGAAGGCCUCCGGAAUGCAACGUGAAGAGCAAGCUGUACAUAAACCGAGCUUGGUGACUUUGGAGGCCCGCGCCAUGCGCCACCCGUCGGUUUGGUGACUGACGCUCCCAUUCCAGACAUUGGAGCUCUGGUAGACCGCCUGCAAGCCAAGCGAGGCGCUGAAGAGGCGGCUGCGCGAGAGGAGCGGUUGAAAACAUAUGGGCGCGUGCGCCCCCUGGGUGCAUGCGGGACGGGGGAUGCCUUGGCCCGCACUAUCCGCAACGCGAGCCCUUCGUCCCCUCUGCCGUCCAUGUCUUUUUCUUCUCGGGCGGAAGACCCCGCUUCGAGUGCGCCUGUUCCUAGUGGGAGGAAGACCCCCUCUUCAUCCGCAGUAGAAGAUGAUCAGGCCCCACCGUCGCCGCCGGCCAACCAGCCUUCCAUGGAUGAGGUUCAGGGUUUGGCUCCCUCCCUCUCGCAGCCCCGUGAGCCUCCCUUCCCCACUGGGCACCCACCCUCUCACCCCCUCGCUGACCAGCCCCAGGUGCCCCUGGUCAUAGCCCCGCGCCCCGCCGACAAUGCAUGGGCCGAGGUUGUCCCGGGUCAGCCCCCAGCAGUCGCCCCUUCCCCUCCCCUCGCCCACCAGGAGCAGGCGCCCGUCGUCCUGCCAAACCAGCUCCCGGCAGCGGACACAAGUCAGCCCGCUGCACCUGAGCCGUCUGCAGAGCCAUCAUCCCCACUUCCGCCCAUGGAGCCGCCUGCGCAGCUGCCCAGGGAGCCCCCCCAGGCUGCAUCAGUCGAAGAUAGGGGGCCCGGCUGGUGCAAAAAGUUGGAUAUUGCGCUCCAGCAACAGCGGGCAGCCGGGCACACAGUCCUGGUUGCCGAGGACCUCAACAGGAACGGGGCAAAACGGUAUGGCAGCUUCCAAGAUAUUGCAGCUUUGGUAGCGCAUCGGAGGUUGAUCGGCCCGUACGCUCACUGGUACGAGAUCAUUCAAGACGAUGCCUGCUGGCGCAUCUACUUUGACCUGGACAAUUCGGCCCCUGUCGAGAACCGCAGCGAUUGGGAGCGGCGCCUGGAGGCUUUCCACUCGGUUCGGGAUCGUUUCCUGACCUCGGUGCUCAACGUCCCUGAGGCGGCGCUCCAUUUCCAGGCGUGCGAGGCGCAUGGUGAAGCGCGGCCACCGAAGCAGGGGUUCAAGUACAGCGUGCACGAGGUGCUCCAGGGAUUCUACCUGGGGGGGUUAGAAGCCAGGAGAGCAUUCGGGAAGGCCUUCCAGUGCUUUUUGGAGAGCCCCCCAGACGACCUGAAGCUCAGUGUUGAGCUCUUAAGGAAAGACGGUGGAUCCGAAUAUGUGUGGGACGAUUCAGUUUAUGACCGCCGGCGCUGCUUCCGACUGCUAAGGUCGUCCAAAUUCGGGGACCGUUUCCGCCCCCUCAUCCCUUCGGAGGGCAGCUCCGAGGGGAUCGCGGACCACCUAGUCUGCCUUUACUCGGAAGCGGAGCGGAGGGUGUCCACCGAGAUCAGCGCUGACCUCCUGGGGGAGUGGACGUCCGCGAGGCCCGCUCCGCCUGCUCCGGCCCGCGUGGGGGCCUUCCGGCAGAGAGCGCUCGCCCUCGACGAUGCGAGCACCUCACAGAGGCCCGGUGAGGACCUCACCGAGCAGGAGCGGGCUGUCCUCCUCGCCCGCUGCAGGCAGGACCAUCCCGGGGCCGCCCUCGACUGGGUGGUGCAGGAGCGGCCGGGGGUUUUCUUCGUCCACUUCCGUUCGCCCGAACCCACGUGCUGCAUCGCGGGCAGGCGCCACACGUCUCUGGGCAACCAGAACCCGUACCUCAUCUACAAGCGGGAUGAGCCGCGCAUUGCACGGUACCAAUGCUUUGCGAACAGCUGCAGGCUGGCGCUAAGGGGCGAGUGUCGGGUGCUGCCCCUGGACGUCCUCACAGCGCUCGGCUGGACGGAGGAUUACGAAGAGAAUCUGAGGAUGCGCCCCUACCCCGUGUUCGAGCUCACGCACGUCCGCAAGCGAACCAUCCUGAGUUCUGCCAAGAAGGGGGUCGGGAAGUCGAAGGCGUUUGUGGAGUGGGAGGUGGCCAUGGUCGGGAGGAACCCUGGGCUCUCCUUCCUCCUUAUUGGAGCCAACAUCUCGCUCUCCCGCAAGUAUCACCAGGACUUGGUCGAGGCGGGCGUGGAGGACGUCGUGCUGUACCUGGAGGCGCCACCAGGGCCUAUCAACGCCCCCCGCGUUGUCUGCUGCAUCAACUCAAUUCACCGCGUGCAAUCCAGGAUGGACGUCGUGGGGAUGGACGAGAUGGACAUGGUGCUCACGAACCUCAACUCUGAGGUCAUGAGCCAACGGGGCAGGGUGCUGGCCUGCCUGGAGGCGUUUGUGGCGGGAGCGAAAGUCGUCAUCGGCAUGGACGCCAACAUCGACUGCAAGCGGGUGAUGGAGUACCUCUUCAUGGAUGUGCUGGACCGUGUCGCUCGAGGCACGAAGGUCGUGUGCCCUUCGACAUCCAAGCGCUUCGUGAAGAACCUGGAACACCAUUUCAACAUCGACAACCCACCCGCCGAGUCCGAUCGCCGCGGCAUCUUUUUGCACGCGGACAAAAGGUCGAGAGAUGACGAGGAUUUCUUCCAGAGGGCGAUGGCCGAGCCUGACACCUAUCUGGAAGCGGAUCUCGUGGCCUUUUCUCCGAAGCUAGGUCCGGGUGUCUCCAAAGAGAAGCCGCACGCUGAGGAGACGGUCCCUUUUGCCCUCAACAACCUGACGGGUCCAACAGUCGAGACGCUGCUUCAGCAGCAUGCUCGAUUUCGGACGGUCACCGACUCCACCAUCUAUUGCAAGCAGGUGAUCUCGUCAGCAGUGGAUCUGCCGCGCUCGACAGAGGCGGUCUUUCGGGCGAUCGAGCGAGACGACAGGCAGAUCGUGCAGAUGCUCGGCGACGCAUCGGGCUUUCACUUUCUGAGGGGUUCGCAGGGCAUCUGCGACCGCUCGUCAGCGAGCUGCGUCUUGUACGCGAACAACAUCCUCGCAAAGGUCGAAAGCUACCUGGAGUACGUGCCGAAGCUGAGAGCCGACCUGGAGAACCAAGGGUUUGUGGUGACUGUUGAGCACAUCGAACCGAGGGGCACUCCGGGACGCCCGCCCCCAGAGGUACCCCUCGGCUUUGAUGAGGGCCCAGAGCUUCUGAAUGACAAAGAUUGGCGAGCCAAGUACAUCAUCAGUGCGGAGCAGUACGAGAUUCUGUGCGAGAGACCCGACGACCUGACUUCGAAGGAGCAGCUGCAAGAAUACUUGUACGAGAUGGUCACGAAGGAGUACAGAGUCGACCCUGGCCGAGUCGAUCACUCCUUCUACAUCCGCUUUUGCGCCGACUCGGACGAAGCGAAGGGUACCAAAGAGGCCCAUGCCAACUAUCUGAGAUUCCGCGAGCACCGCUUCGACACCCUCGUCGGAGACCUGGACAGAGCGCUCGGCCAGAUCAAUGAGGCGGACAUGGUCCAGGAGUACGUCCGUGAACUACGCGACCCUGUCAACCGUGUGCCGUUUGCGGUGCGCGUCCUGGCCUUUCUUGUCGAGUGCGAGGAGACGGCGCUGAACCACGAGUCAGAGCGGUGGGAGGUGUCGGAGGAGCGCGUGCAGGCUGCCUAUACGGAGCUCAUUGGGCCUAGCAAGGAGCGCUUGAAAACCAUCUUCAAUCUCUACGGCUUCAAGCAACAGAUCUCCAGGCCCUCGAAAGCUGCUGAUGGGAGAGUGAACGAGAAAUGGGCCCAGAAGCGGAAUGCGGUGGCGAAUGUGCUCAGAGCGGGCCUCGGGAUCGAGGUACGAAAGGCGAAAAAGAGCGGGGGCAAAUUCAAAACUCCCCACCUGUUGACGCCCGCAAUCUAUCGAGGCUUGCACGAGCGAUACGGUUUUUUCACCCCGCAGAGGGUCGCAGAGGUGGAGUGCAUGAUCAGCCGGUGAAGGGGGCGAGUCUCAAAAGAGAUAUCUGAGGUUGUCAAGCUGCAUUUGAAAGUAUCUAUCACUAAUUAUUGUAGGCUUUGGUUGAUUUUAGGAAUCUUACAUCUAAGGAUGUCGCCCAUUGCGAUUAAUCAAGCCGCGUUUUGACCGCGAUUGUAAGGUAUUUGACUUCUUCGUCGAUACGAGCCCGUAGCCGAUCACGCUGCACGCAUUUUUAGCUGUUGUGACCGAUCGUGAAGACACCUCGAUGUCAAUUUGCAUUGGUUUGAAAGCUCUGAUGUAUAGCACGGUGGUGC